AACUCCUCCUUUAAAGCUUACCGAAGAGCAUUAUCUGAUCUCCCAAGCUAACGUGGUCUCCAUACCAUACCCUCUUUAUUCGAUCUCUAGCUUUCAAAGAAUUGAAAUAAAGAAUGGGGAUUGAGAAAGCCAAGGAACUCUUGCAGGAUCUAAUAGAUAAGUCCGGUGGUUGCGCCGUUGUGGACGGCGGCUUCGCCACCCAGCUCGAACGUCACGGCGCCUCUAUUAACGACCCUCUUUGGAGCGCUCUUUGCCUCAUCAAAGAUCCUCAUCUCAUCAAACGGGUGCAUUUGGAGUAUUUGGAAGCUGGGGCAGAUGUAUUAGUGACUUCAUCUUAUCAGGCCACUAUUCCUGGAUUCUUGUCUAGGGGGUUUUCGUUAGCAGAAGCUGAGUCACUAUUAAAGAAUAGUGUUCAACUGGCUAUAGAAGCUCGGGAUAAGUUUUGGGAUUCUGCGAAAAGAAAUGGGAAGCAGAGAUAUAACAGGGCUCUUGUUGCAGCCUCUAUUGGAAGCUAUGGAGCUUAUCUUGCUGACGGUUCAGAGUACAGUGGGAAAUAUGGACCUGAUGUAAGUCUUGACAAAUUGAAGGAUUUCCAUCGUCGGAGACUGCAAGUCCUCGUGGGAGCAGGGCCAGAUUUGUUAGCAUUUGAGACCAUCCCAAACAAACUAGAAGCACAGGCUUGUGUGGAGUUGUUGGAGGAAGAAAAUGUUGAGAUUCCAUCUUGGAUCUGUUUCAGCUGUGUAGAUGGUGAGAAUGCCCCAUCUGGAGAAAGUUUUGAGGACUGUCUCAAGGUAAUUAACAAGAGUGAUAGAGUUGGUGCAGUCGGCUUAAACUGUGCCCCUCCUCAAUUUGUUUUGAGUCUCAUCCAAAAAUUUAAGCAGAUGACUAGGAAGGCAAUAGUUGUUUAUCCAAACAGUGGUGAGAUAUGGGAUGGCAUAGCAAAACAAUGGCUGCAUUCAAAAUGUUUUGAUGAUGACAAGUUUGAGUUAUUUGCCCCUUUAUGGCGAGAAGCUGGAGCUAAUCUGAUAGGUGGGUGUUGUCGCACCACACCAUCUACCAUUGAAGCUAUUUCAAGAGUCCUCAAACAAAGAAUGAUAGGUUCCUAAUAUGGAGAUUGAUUGAUUGAAAUGAUUCAGAGUUAACAUGUUUAUUUAAUUUUUUUUCCUUAGCUUUGCCCUUACAAGAUUGCACAUUUCAUUGAGACAAAAAGUUAGUUAUAUUGUAGCAAUGAGUCUUGUAUUACUUUAAUUCAUUAAAAGUGAUAAGUAGUUAUCUCCGUGCUAGUUUGAGGCAAGGAGCGGAGAUGCACUACUUAGCUUGUUCAUUUUGCUUUUUGAGAUCAGAGGCAAUGUAACUUUCAUCAUUUCAAAAAGCUACAUGUAUAUGACUAUUCAUUAUUCAACGUAACACCAAGUUGGUAUAC
Molecule: messenger RNA, 1423 nt
Organism: Ipomoea triloba (trilobed morning glory)
Lineage: Eukaryota; Viridiplantae; Streptophyta; Magnoliopsida; Solanales; Convolvulaceae
Product: homocysteine S-methyltransferase 1
Exons: 7
Coding region: 114-1106 (330 amino acids)
Biological process (GO): S-methylmethionine cycle
Molecular function (GO): zinc ion binding; S-adenosylmethionine-homocysteine S-methyltransferase activity
Source: RefSeq, a predicted model, not a curated record